AUGCCGGCCACCAAUCGAGGACCAAGGAUACCCGCAGGUGCCGCCACCUCGAUGAGCUCGCGCUACUACUUGAACGCCCAACAGCCCGCCUGGGCCAUGUUGCAAACAGGGCUGACAGUCUUUGCCCUCUUCAUCAUCGCCCGCUACUGUCUGCGGCGACUUUUCUUAUGGUGGCGUGGCCCAGUUGCAGUUACCCUCCCGAGUCGUGUUGGAUCUGCCACCGCCGGCGUUCGAGCACAAGACUCCCCUCGGUGGAUCAUGGAUGAAAAGUCGCACGAAGCUGCGACCUUGGGCACGACUACGACGGCCGUGGAACCGGUGACUGUGGGCGGCGCCGCGACGUAUCCCCAAGAACAACAAGUUCCGCGGGCCACCAAGGCAAAGCUCAAGGUCAAUCCGGAUUGGAGGGGUGGUGGCGCAAGCGCCCUGUCAAGGCAGUUCGUUUCGCGACUACCUCCUGCGCCGCCGCUUACGCCGCCAGAGCUCAGCACUGCCGUCUUCACCCUCCGCGAUGCGCCUCACCAGACGGACAGUUUUAUUCACCAGCCCAACCCCGACUACAUGAGCUCAACGUCUUUUGUGUCGUCGCAAACGGGCGGCCCUGCAUCGCCCACGAUCCCGCGCAGGCGGUCCUACAACAGGACCGUUCCCAUUGGAAUUCCCAUGCCGCAGGGCUCGUCGCUCUCCGACGCCGACUCGGUGGACUUGGCCUUCUCGCCAAGCUCGUAUCCGCCAACGAGCCCGCUGCUUCCGCCGCCACCGCCGAGCGUCUCCCGAGUUGACAACCCUCAUCCCCAAGGCCCUCGCGAGGUGGGCGUCAAGGGCGAGAUCAUCUCAGUCCUCGACGGCGAAGGCGCCGGCUGGACGAGGCACACGCGCGUCUACGGUGGCGGCGUAUGUCUGGCCUGUGCGGCGUCGGGCGACGGGCACGGCGGGUUCUACGGCGCGACUGUGACUCCCGAAGAGAUGCGAUGA
Messenger RNA from Purpureocillium takamizusanense, 975 nucleotides. RefSeq lists its product as uncharacterized. Lineage: Eukaryota; Fungi; Ascomycota; Sordariomycetes; Hypocreales; Ophiocordycipitaceae. The transcript has a single exon. Bases 1 to 975 code for a protein of 324 amino acids. The record is from RefSeq and is a predicted model, not a curated record.